UCAAUAUUACUCCAAACAACUCGACAAUUCAAGACUCAUUAAUCCUCAACACAAAAUUAAUCAACCAAAAUGGCAACAACAUCAACUUCCUUCCUUACUUCUUUUCCAAUUCUUCCUUCACCAAAAAGGUCACCAAAAGCUUCAAGAACUACUACGACCCUUGCAAUGAAAACAGAAGCACAUGAUCAGAACUACUAUAAUGGUCGUCUUGUAGAUGAAAACAUGAUAGUCCUUCGAAAGAGAAUUCAUGAGAUGAAGAUGAUCGAGAGGAAUUACGAGCCUCCAGCUGAAUGGACGGAUUGGGAGAAGAGUCUUUACGCGAAUUAUGACUCGAAUAUUUGUGAAGCAAUGGGAUUCUUGCAGUCCGAGUUGAUGGAUACAAGACCAAGCUUGGCUUUGGGCAUGGUUGUACUCAUUGCAUCGAGUGUGCUCACUUCAACUGCUGUGGUUUUGUUUCAUUUGGUAGAGUUAGCUAAGGUGGUUUUGACCGGAUUACAUAUUUGAUAGUAUUUCUUAGAAUCCUCACUUAUGUUUUCUUCAUGCCAUCUCUUUUUAAUUAGGCUUUCCAAUAUGAAGAUUAUAGUUCUAUUCUUUUCAUUCUUUAUUCAAUACUGUAUAUAUUUGGAUAUGUAAG
Messenger RNA from Nicotiana attenuata, 634 nucleotides. RefSeq lists its product as uncharacterized. The transcript has a single exon. Bases 70 to 504 code for a protein of 144 amino acids. The record is from RefSeq and is a predicted model, not a curated record. Lineage: Eukaryota; Viridiplantae; Streptophyta; Magnoliopsida; Solanales; Solanaceae.